Neogale vison (American mink) is the source of this 1154-nucleotide messenger RNA. It is a transcript of the gene KLHDC9, whose product is annotated as kelch domain containing 9. The record is from RefSeq and is a predicted model, not a curated record. NCBI's taxonomy places the organism in Eukaryota, Metazoa, Chordata, Mammalia, Carnivora, Mustelidae. The transcript has 4 exons. Bases 1 to 1044 code for a protein of 347 amino acids. Gene Ontology annotation, molecular function: cyclin binding.
AUGGCGCUGGCGGGGUCCCCGGGGGGUGCGGGCUGGACCUGGCGGCCGGUGGCUCGGGACGCGCUGCUGGCGAGAGCCUUCCACUCGUGCACUGAGCUGCAGGGCCGCUUUUACCUGGUGGGGGGCCUCCCGGGCGGGGGGGCGACAGAGCCGAGCGGCGACACGGUGGUCUUCGACCCGGCCGCGGGACAGGCCGUGCAGCUGGGCGCCCGGGGCUGCCCGCGGCGCAGCCACCAUGACGCGGCGCCCGUGGGCGGCCGCUGGCUCUGCGUGGUGGGCGGCUGGGACGGGGCGCGCCGCCUGGCCACGGUGGCCGCCCUGGACACGGAGCGCGGAGUGUGGGAGGCGUGGAGCGCGGCCCCCGGCAGCCGGCCCCCCGCCGGCCUCAGCAGCCACACCUGCACCCGCGUCUCGGACCGAGAGCUGCGGGUGGCGGGCCGGGAGGGCGGGACCCGCACUCAGCGCCGCUACGGAAGCAUCUACACGCUGAGGCUGGACCCCGGCGCCCGCACCUACUGCUAUAAGGAAGAGGGCUGCCACACGGCCUCCCGCUCGGGUCACUGCGCUGCCCUGCUCCCGACCUCGGGGCAUCCCCCAGCUCACCAGCUGCUUCUCUUUGGGGGCUGCAAUUCCGCGGAACCAGAAGUAGCAGGGCACUGGGGUCAGGGGAAAAUUAAGGAGGAACCACCCGCAGCCCCCCGUUUGAUGGAACAGCUUGCCAGGCUUGUGAGCACCGGGCAGGGCUCCCGGCGGGGGCCCCGGGGCCUGCGGCAUCACUCAUGCUCUGUGGUGGGGCCCUUCGCUGUACUGUUUGGUGGAGAAACUCUGACCAGGGCCAGAGACACCAUCUGCAAUGACCUCUACGUCUAUGACACCCGCAAGUCCCCUUCUCUGUGGUUCCACUUCCCCAGUGCAGACCACGGGCUCAAACGUGUGGGCCAUCGGACCUGCCUUUGGAACGAUCAGCUUUACCUGGUUGGGGGUUUUGGUGAGGACGGCAGGACACCGAGGCCACAGGUUUGCGUCCUGGACCUAUUUAUCUAAAGAGCAGUGCCAAGACACGAGCCUCUGCUUUGUGGCAAACUCAUAAAGCAUCAUCCCCAGAGCUAUCUGCCUCACUUCAAAUGCUUAUUAAAUUUCAACCUGAGAGUCAA